GGGACAGUGAAUGACAUUUCGGCCCCCUCACUCUGACUUGUGUCGCGCACUGCUGCGAUGCGUCGUCAUGCGCUAUGCCAUACUGUGACACGCUGCGCUGUGCAGCAUAUGAUGUGCCAUUCAGUGGUUCACUCCGCGGCUGUGCCACGAAGUUCUAGGCUUUGCUGCGCGGCGUGCUGCUAAGCUGGAGUACGCGUCGCAAUGCAUGACGUCCCCUUGCUCUCUUGCGCUGCAUUACACAUCUACGCCUUGAGCACACACAGGCCGCAAAAGUUGGUCACGCCGACACGCCGUAGCCAUUUUGCAUCAAGACGCGGCGUGACAUGCUCGCGCCCGCCGUGGCGUCUGCGGCGGCAGGGCGCCCACCGGCGCGUGCGCUGGCGCGCGCGCUGGCGACCAGCAUGGGCUCGCCGCGCUCCGUGUCCUCUGGCUGGGCGAUGGCGGUGCACGUCUACGUGUCGGAGGGGCGGGACAAGCAGCUGGUGUCCCGCUUCUCCGCGGCGGGGGUAUCUGGCGGCGCAGUGCUUGCCAACGAGUUCAUGGACGCCGCCUACCACCGCUCCGGCAUCACCCUGGCCGCCGCGAGCGCAGGCCCGCUCGAGGCAGGCGUGCUGGCGGUGGCAUCUGAGGCGCUGUCGGCCCUGGACCUGCAGUCGCACUCUGCGACGCACCCGCGCGUGGGGGUCGUGGACCACGUGGCUUGCAAUCCUCUCGGCUCCGCCACCCGUGCCGAUGCCGGCGCGCUCGCCGCUCGCCUUGGGCAGCUUCUCGGCGCGGGGGCUGCCGAGGUCCCCGCGGCGGGCGUCGCGGGGCCCUCGCCGGCGCGGCCUCCGCUGCCGGUCUACCUCUACGGGGCGGCGCGCGCAGACGAGAGGCCUCUGGCGGAGCUGCGCCGCGCGCUGGGCUAUUUUGGCGGCGCGGCGCGCGGGGAAUGGACGGGGCUGUCCUCCAAGAUGGCCCGGGCGAUGGCCGAGCUGCCUCCUGACCACGGGCCAGCCACCCCCAGCGCUCGCUCCGGGGCCGCCGUGGUGGGCGCCGUGCCGUGGGUCUUCAACUACAACCUCCUGCUGAGCGCUGCCAGCGCUGGGGGCGUGGGGGACGACGGCGAGCUCAUGCGCCGGGCUCGCAGGGUUGCCCGCGCGGUCAGCGCACGUGGCGGCGGCCUUGCCGCCGUAGAGUCCAUGGCGCUGCCGCACGAGCGCGGCGUGGAGGUCGCGUGCAAUCUGCUGGACGUCGCCACGACGUCGCCCGCAGAGGUGCGCGCGUUGGUGGAGGCGUUGAGCAAACCAGAGGGCCUGGCCAUUGACAGCGACUACUUCACCAACAAGCAUCCAGAGGAUGUCCUGGCGCUGGUCCUGACAGGUUCUGAGAAAGUGGCGUGAUGGUUUCCGGCGCCAAACAGACGUUGUGCUGUAUGGGGUCCUGAUUGUUGCGGUGGGCCUGUGCAGGCGGUAGAGGAGAAGGAGGAAAAGCAUAACCAUCACCAGCAGUUUCCAGUUUUCCUUCGGCAAAUUUUCAUUGGAAGGCAUUGGGCUGUGAGUCUGACCAUUGCGAGGCCCCUUGUUCACCGCCACCACAGCGUGGUGGGGGCAUCGGUGAAGCGGCGCCAGAAUAUUUGUGUUUCUCCACAUACUCCUCUUUGUCUCCCCUAUUAUACUGUCCAAAAUGGCUCAUGGCCCCCUACCCCUCGGUUCGUCUGUUGUCCAAUAGUGCGUAUCUGCACAACAAACCAUACAGCAUUCGUUGCUUAGGGAAUCACCCUGCGACGUACCGAACACAGCGCAUACGCGUGGAAAGAACAAGAA
Messenger RNA from Prorocentrum cordatum, 1805 nucleotides. NCBI's taxonomy places the organism in Eukaryota, Dinophyceae, Prorocentrales, Prorocentraceae. The record is from the annotation of a GenBank genome assembly.